AUGCCUCGUCAAACACUCAUCGCCUGUUGCAGCUUCGUCGGCACGUACGCCUUCGGUGGCCUCGACCUUGCGGCCACGCUCCCACCGGGCGUCGCCGCCGGCGCGACAGCCGCGGUGGCGGCGCUCGGGGGCGUCGCGGCGGGCCGCCUCGCGAAGAGCGACGACGCGGACGACCGAUGGCUCAACGACUGGACCCAAAAGACGCGCGGCGCCGCGGCGCUCUGGGCCUUGAUGGACUGUGGUAUCGUCGACGCGCUGCCGGACCGGGACUGCCCGGGCCUGUCUUCCGCAGAGCUCAUCGCCGCGGCGCGGGAAACCAGUGAACGCGCGCCCGCGGCCGACGCGGCCGACGCCGUCGCGCGCUUGCUGCGGCACCUCGCGCUCCUGAAAUUCUGCGACGAAUCGCCGACGUGGCGGUUCAGGCAUUCCGCGAGAUCUCGAGCUUUUGUAUCAGAUGAUUUGGCGCGGAGCCGGGCGCUGAGCAACCUCUCGCCGGCGCUCGUGCGGCCCUGGUGGCGCGUCUCGGAGGCCCUCCAGCAAAACGAGGCGCCCUUUUCCCUCGAGCACGGCGAGGGCGCCUGGGACUAUCUGUCCAGGAACGAACGCGAUGCGAGUCAUUUUGACAGUCUUAUGAAGGGCCUCUCUGAGAAAGGUGGCGCGGAGAGGUCGCUCGUGGCGCUUGGGGCGUCCGACGCCGCGUUCGCGUGGUCCGAGCUGCCGCAACGGUCACGAGUGAUUGAUGUGGGCGGCGGCGAAGGCCAUCUCCUGGCACAAAUACUCAAGAACCACCCGCACUUCGUCGGCACGUGCGUGGACCGGUCCGACGUCGCGGCGCGGGCGUCGGCCUACCUCUCGAACGUCGCCGGCGCGGAGGCCGUCGCGGGGUCGUUUUUCGAGCAACUGCCCGCCGGCGACGUCUACGUGCUCAAGUGGAUCUUGCACGACUGGGACGACGACGACGCGCUUAGAAUAUUGCAGGCGGUCCGGAAAUCCAUGACCGCAGACGCGCGCCUCGUCGUCUUGGAGCGCGUCGUCGGCGACGCGCGCGCGACGGACGCGCACAUGUGGGUCUGUUUCGGGGGGAAGGAGCGAAGUACCGCGGCCUUCGAGGGAUUACUCGGAGACGCCGGCUUCGUCACACGUUCGAUCACCCCUCUGGACGGCGACGCGCUAGUAGCGAUAGAGUGCGAAACGAGACAGUAA
Messenger RNA from Pelagomonas calceolata, 1203 nucleotides. NCBI's taxonomy places the organism in Eukaryota, Pelagophyceae, Pelagomonadales, Pelagomonadaceae. The record is from the annotation of a GenBank genome assembly.